Colletotrichum paranaense is the source of this 708-nucleotide messenger RNA. RefSeq lists its product as uncharacterized. The transcript has a single exon. The record is from RefSeq and is a predicted model, not a curated record. NCBI's taxonomy places the organism in Eukaryota, Fungi, Ascomycota, Sordariomycetes, Glomerellales, Glomerellaceae. Bases 1 to 708 code for a protein of 235 amino acids.
AUGAUCAUUGGGUUGUUCAUCGCCAUGCUUAUAAAUCCAUUCAGACCUUGUGAAGGCUCGCCAACCUUCCAAGAGCAAUAUUACAAAAGUGCCUUCAAGCCAAGAUUCGUCGAUGCCUGGCACGGUCCCCAGAUUGUAGCGCCUGAUACCCCCUACGUCGCAGCAGUCAGCAAAAACAGCCUGUAUUUUAUUGAUACCCGUUUCGACUCUGAUACUGCGAAGCAUAUCAAAAAACAAAUCGAGUGGGCUACAGUUCCAGGUGGUGCUAACCACGUCAUCAACAUUGAUGAGCUUUCUGCCACGGCAGAGGUCAAAGACACUGCCACAGGCGAGACGCUGUUCGUCUUCGACCCCCCUUACGCCCGAGUGCUAUUCGCGAAGGGUAUCAACAGACGUAACCCGGCACUCAGGCUGCCUGAACAUGAGCCAGCCGGCGAAUGGUUGGUGACCUACGACCACAACAGCUUGACGGCGAGAGAUUCAUGCUACGACUACGGCUGCAGUAACAAUCAGGACUGCGAACGUCAGACGAACAAUAAUUGCGAUGUCUGCCAUAACUACAGAGUUGACAACGAGUGUGACAAGGCGCUAACCAACGCCAUCGGCGUGUGCCGGCCGCUCUGUAGCAAGAAGACGGACGUGCCAAAGGAAGAGGGAGAGGAUGACAUCACUUACUACAAACGAAUGGACGACUUGCACUGGAAGUAA